Messenger RNA from Closterium sp. Naga37s-1, 618 nucleotides. The record is from the annotation of a GenBank genome assembly. Lineage: Eukaryota; Viridiplantae; Streptophyta; Zygnematophyceae; Desmidiales; Closteriaceae.
AUGUGGGGUGUUGGGGGGAGUGCGGGGCUGGGGAAGUUGGGGGUUGGGGGGAGUGCGGGGCUGGGAAAGUUGGGGGUUGGGGGGAGUGCGGGGCUGGGGAAGUUGGGGGUUGGGGGGAGUGCGGGGCUGGGGAAGUUGGGGGUUGGGGGGAGUGCGGGGCUAGGGAAGUUGGGGGUUGGGGGGAGUGCGGGGCUGGGGAAGUUGGGGGUUGGGGGGAGUGCGAGGCUGGGGAAGUUGGGGGUUGGGGGGAGUGCGGGGCUGGGGAAGUUGGGGGUUGGGGGGAGUGCGGGGCUGGGGAAGUUGGGGGUUGGGGGGAGUGCGGGGCUGGGGAAGUUGGGGGUUGGGGGGAGUGCGAGGCUGGGGAAGUUGGGGGUUGGGGGGAGUGCGGGGCUGGGGAAGUUGGGGGUUGGGGGGAGUGCGGGGCUGGGGAAGUUGGGGGUUGGGGGGAGUGCGGGGCUGGGGAAGUUGGGGGUUGGGGGGAGUGCGGGGCUGGGGAAGUUGGGGGGAGUGGGGGCCUGGGGAAGUGGGGGGUUGUGGAAGUGGGGGGUGGGGAAAGUGCGGGGGGAAAAAGCGGGUGGGGGAAGUGCGGGGUUGGGAAAAGUGCGGGGCUGGGGGUAG